AUGUCAGAAGAAGUGCCACCACCACCAGCAGAAUAUCAAGCUCCUGAGUCGUAUGGCAGUGAUGCUUAUGGUGCCCAACCGGGGGAAGCCGAUGAGCUAUCCACUACGAGGUUGUUUGUUAGACCUUUCCCUCUAGAUGUGCAAGAGUCUGAACUAAAUGAGAUCUUCAGUCCAUUUGGUGCCUUAAAGGAUGUAAAGAUUUUGAAUGGGUUUGCGUUUGUCGAGUUUGAGCAAGCUGAAGCAGCUGAACAAGCGAUUAACGAGGUUAAUGGUAAGUCAUUUGCUGAUCAGCCGUUGGAUGUUGUUUAUUCUAGGAAGCCGCUGCCAAGAUACAGAGUUAUUAUCAAAAACUUGCCCGAGGGUGUUGCUUGGCAAGAGUUGAAGGACUUGGCCAGGGAUAACAACUUAGAAACCACGUUUUCUUCUGUUAACACACGUGAUUUCGAUGGUACGGGUGCGUUGGAGUUCCCAUCUGAGGAGGUUUUACAAGAUGCUUUGGAAAAAUUGAACAAUUGCGAUUUCCGUGGCAAUGCUCUAUCGGUAGAAAGAGAUGACAAUCCACCACCAAUCCGUAGAUCAGGCGCUCGCGGCGGCUUCCGUGGUCGUGGUGGCUUCCGUGGUCGUGGUGGUUUUGGAGGACCUAGAGGCGGAUACGGCUUUGGUGGGCCAAGAGGUGGCUAUGGCUAUGGCGCUCCUAGAGGUCGCGGUGGCUAUGGCGGACCUAGAGGCGGCUUCGGUGGUCCAAGAGGCGGCUUCGGUGGUCCAAGAGGCGGCUACGGUGGUCCAAGAGGUGGAUAUGGCACGCCUAGAGGCGGUUAUGCUCCAAGAGGUGGUUAUGCUCCAAGAGGCGGUUACAACAACUAUGGAGGACCAAGAGGCGGCUACGGUGGCAGAGAUUCUUACGCUCCAAGAGGAGGCGACUCCUAUGGAACCCGUGAGAGAUCACCAGUUAGAGAGUAG
This is a messenger RNA of Eremothecium cymbalariae DBVPG#7215, 960 nucleotides long. RefSeq names its product mRNA-binding protein NPL3 (gene NPL3). NCBI's taxonomy places the organism in Eukaryota, Fungi, Ascomycota, Saccharomycetes, Saccharomycetales, Saccharomycetaceae. The transcript has a single exon. The record is from RefSeq and is a predicted model, not a curated record. Gene Ontology annotation, cellular component: ribonucleoprotein complex; cytoplasm; nucleus. The coding region runs from base 1 to 960 and encodes 319 amino acids. Gene Ontology annotation, molecular function: mRNA binding.